Medicago truncatula (barrel medic) is the source of this 462-nucleotide messenger RNA. RefSeq names its product E3 ubiquitin ligase BIG BROTHER-related. The record is from RefSeq and is a predicted model, not a curated record. The transcript has 4 exons. The coding region runs from base 1 to 462 and encodes 153 amino acids. NCBI's taxonomy places the organism in Eukaryota, Viridiplantae, Streptophyta, Magnoliopsida, Fabales, Fabaceae. Gene Ontology annotation, molecular function: ubiquitin protein ligase activity.
AUGGCCCAUCAAGGGAGGCCUGGUACUUCUGCAUCACCACCAACAAACCCUCCUCGUCGGGUGCGGACAAUGCAGACAAUAUCAGCGAAUCCAGUUCGUGAUCUUUGGGCAGCAAGGAAUAGGCUCACGGAAGAGUUGUUGGCAAGGGACUUGCAAAAUGAAUCUCAAGAAAGCACUGAUAAUUCAGAGAGUAGUGACGAGGAAAUGGGAGGGCUUACAGAGCAGGAAAUCCUCAGGCACAUCCAACAAAAGACUUACCAGUCCUGCCCUAAUGAAACAAGCACCCAUAACCAAACCUGUACCAUAUGCCAGGAAGACUAUGUGGAGGGGGAGAAGAUUGGUAGACUUGAUUGUAUGGAUAUAUUUCAUCUUGACUGCAUCAAACAAUGGUUGGAGCUGAGGAAUGUUUGUCCAAUCUGUAAGGAGACAGCUCUGGAAAUUGAUGAAGAUGAGGAUGCAUAA